Pundamilia nyererei is the source of this 2390-nucleotide messenger RNA. It is a transcript of the gene ajap1, whose product is annotated as adherens junctions associated protein 1. The record is from RefSeq and is a predicted model, not a curated record. Gene Ontology annotation, cellular component: adherens junction; cell-cell contact zone; cytoplasmic side of plasma membrane. The coding region runs from base 723 to 1898 and encodes 391 amino acids. NCBI's taxonomy places the organism in Eukaryota, Metazoa, Chordata, Actinopteri, Cichliformes, Cichlidae. The transcript is spliced from 7 exons. Gene Ontology annotation, molecular function: beta-catenin binding.
GCAGGAGGAGACGUGCCGGUCUCCUCUCCGCUGUAAUGACAAGCCCUCACAGCCACUCUCUCCAACUCCUCUGAAACAACCCUCAGCCUCCAGGAUUUUCCUCCGCCGCUUCCCCUCUUCCUUUUUCUUUUCAGUUGCACCUUAUUUCAUUUUACUUUCAUUUAUUUUACUUUAUCUAACCUCUCAACCACCCCCCUCCACAGAGAUGUCAACAGAUAAUGAAGAUCCCCUGCCUCUGGUGACUUGAAUCCUCCCUGCUUCAGAGAACUGAACAUUCUCAUUUUCCGCCCCCCAUUUUUUUCUCUCCAAUUUUCUUUUUUGGACGUUCAUCUGCCGUUCAGCAAUGUAGGAGAAGUGACGGCGUCAUUUCAGCAAUGAGGAUGCCAACUGCAUGCCCCGAUUUCGGCUCUCGGCAUCUUGCAUCUUUGCCUUUUCUGCUGGGGCGACUGAAAAAUGAACGAUUUGCGUGAAGGCAAAGUUUGAGGGUACCUCUUUCGGUUUCCCGCUCACCUGUCCGCCUGCACGCGCCUACCCCCUCUCUCUCCUCUCGGCUGGUGAGCAGGGAGAGCAAAUCAUCGCCAACAGAAGAACUGACGGACAACUUCAAAGAGACCCGACAAUUGUUUUGCAAUUGCCGACUUUGGUGGAAAAACCCAUCCAAAUGGGAGGAUACCUGGAGGACUGAGUCGGUUUUCGACAGUCGAGAGAGAGAGAGAAAAAAAAUGUGGAUAAAACGGAGUGUCGCGCGCAGUCCGUCUGCUUUGAAGCCAGGCAGCUGUGUGGGGCAUCGGGUGUGGAUCCUGCUAGCCAUGACUCACCUUACCUUGGACUUUUCUGUGUGCAGCCCUCUCAGUCAAGGUCUGGGGAUCAAACUCACGCCUAAACCGGUGCCUCGCUCACGGCCUCGCUUGCAGCCCCUCUGGGAUAAGCCUAACAUGCUUCACUGGAGAACAGUGAGCCCGUUAGCCCACCGGCUCCUCAGCCCUGUUCCUCCGCCCCAAGACAGCAGGGCAGGAAUAGUGCCAAAAGUUAAAGGUCAAAAGCAUUGGAAGCCAGCACACAAAGGACAAGCAGCGUGCAAGAAUUGCCGGCUGAGAUACUCUCAAAAAGAGACGGGCGAUCCUUUGGCUGUAAUAGCAAAAGCUCCAGUUGCUUUAUCAAGCGGGAGGUUGUUAAUUAGAACCAGGAGGCAGCUCAAAUGGGACAGCUAUGACAAGUCUCAGGAGGGCCGGACUACAACAGUGGCUGGAUUUAUUGACUGGGGACCCACGGGGACUGAUAGCAUAGAUGAGGAUGGCAAAAUGGAGCCAAACUUAACGUCCACCAGGGCUGCAACUACUACAGUGGCCACAACCACUAGCACUACAACCAGGCUCUCCCAAAGGACGUUCACUGUGGUGACCACAACAGAGUCCAAGAGCACCACCAAGUCCUCUAUGAGCAACACGGAGUCUGUCAAACCACCAAAGCUAGACCCACCAGGGGACACACCAGGUUUGGCAGUUCACCAGAUAAUCACAAUCACUGUGUCUCUCAUUAUGGUUAUCGCGGCCUUGAUCACAACACUCGUCCUUAAAAACUGCUGUGCGCAGUCUGGAAAUGGUCGCCACAAUAGCCAUCAGCGAAAGAUCCACCAGCAAGAAGAAAGCUGCCAAAACCUGACAGACUUCACCCCAGCUCGGGUGCCCAGCAAGGUGGACAUAUUCACUGCCUACAACGACAGCCUGCAGUGCUCGCACGAGUGCGUUCGGACUGCCGUACCCAUCUACACUGAUGAGAUGAUCCAGCAGACGCCUGUCUACAAGACUGCUUAUAACGGAAACAGGCCCUCACCAACUGAAAGACAACUGAUUCCUGUGGCCUUUGUGUCAGAGAAGUGGUUUGAGAUCUCAUGUUGACGAGCUGAAGGCCUUGUUCAUGUUCUGUGGGUGGAAGAGACUUCCUGAAUUCACGCUUUGGAUCCAGUUGGAAACAAGAAACACAAAAAAACAGCUUCUUUUGUAAAAUAGCGUGAUCUUUGGACACUGGUGAAGAUAUUUAUUUUUCUAGAGUUGACAAGCAGCAGCCAUAGCGCUGCGAAAACCAUAUUUCCAAGAACCUACGGUCAUUUAGAUAUAGAUUAUAUAUAAAUAUAUUUACAGGAUGUAUGGAACUAGACUGUGGACGUCGCGGAUGUCUCAAGGAAAACAUUAGCCCUAUCACAGAGGAACUCAAGGAGCUUCUUCGGGAGGAAGAUGAACUGUAUUUCUGAACAAUGUGCCAAUAAUGCCACUAUGUGCCACAACCUGGAUGGACAGAAGUUUCAAAAACGACUGAUGGACUAAAAAACAAGCCGACAAAAAAAGAGCGUUAUAUUAACCCUGUAUCAACUGCAGUUACAUUUUUUUCUU